Pocillopora meandrina is the source of this 7018-nucleotide messenger RNA. NCBI's taxonomy places the organism in Eukaryota, Metazoa, Cnidaria, Anthozoa, Scleractinia, Pocilloporidae. The record is from the annotation of a GenBank genome assembly.
CGAUCCCACAAUUCCCACAUUAUUUCCUUAGUUCGUUGGCGAGAUGGCGAGAUGGUUGAAGUCACACUAGGCAAUAUAUUUUUAUGACUAGAUAUUUGGAGAUACUUCGGUUCUUGACAUCUUAGCAGUCUGUUGGAGUUAUUUCAAGGCGACAGAUUGAACUACGGUAAGUGUUUAUUGUAAUUGAUCGUUAGGGUUUGUUAUGUCAUGCACAGUGAUCAGCGAAGCAAAUGUUUUUCUGCUUAUGUUUCGUGGUAACUUUGUUAUGUUCUACGACAGGUUCUCGUGAUCUCUUAGAAAUUUAGGAUCGAUCGAAAUUCGGUGGACUUCAUGCAAAAACGCUCGAAAUAUUUCGUUUCGUUACCGAUUUUCUACUUUUGAUCGAGAUUGUGCAAGCUGACAUGUAGGCAUAAAAAAAGGUCGUUUUUCACACGAUUUAAUAUUCUUUGAAUGUUAGAGUUUUUUUCCAGAAUAUCUUCUUCUAUCGUAGGAACAGUCUGAAUUUUUCUUGCGAUAUUUAACUUACUAUUGUAUCUGGGACACAACGAAGGUUCGUAAGGAAGUCAAUUUUAAUGUUCUAUAAAUAUUGCGAAGCGGUGAUCCCCCCAAUGAUACAUUUCCGGUUUCACUUUCGACUCCUGCUUUGUCGUAGCUGUCAAAGUGGAGUUAAAACACGUUAAUAAAUAAAUGUACAACUUUUGAUCUUCUCCCUUCCCAUGAAUGGUACAUCUGGAAGAAAUGAUAUCAAGGAGAAUUAAUGUUUUGUUAAAAUUCCACCAGAUAAAAUUAACUGAACUGUCCUUUGCGAGAUGAAAUGUAGAACACAAGACAUGAAAAAGUCCUUGACAUAAUUUUGCAAGUUAAUAUGUACAGAAUUUUCAGGAAACUUUAUAUCAGAAUGGUCUAAUUCUUCAUAUCCUCACAAUUCAUUUAACAAGUAGAGAGGUUGGUAGUCUUAAUUUAAGUGCAAGGGUAAUUAGCUAUCGACAAAAUAAUUGUGGACAAUGAUAAAGUAUGAAAAUUUUAAAAAAAAUUUAGAGAAAGAGCGAUUGAUCAAUGUGUACUAACAAUAGAUAAAUGCUGUAUAGUUGAUUUAAGAACAUAUGUUGCAAUUCUUAAAACUGUCUAGUCUUUCUUGUAAAUGCUUCAUUUAAAACUGUUUAGGUAGGCACUAAGUACUUUUUCCUUUGAAGAUCUCUUACAUGAAGAUGCUGAAUUUUUACCAUAAAUUUGUUGCAGUGAGAUUCAGAGAACUUAUAUAUAAUUUCUGAGAAAGAAUAUGAUUUUGUAGUCAUGAUGAUUCAACAAAACUAGGGGGAAAUUUAAAGUGGAUGCUUCAACCAAGAGCUGUCGGUGACUCUUGAUAGCUAAGAGGAUUUGAAGUCAGUUUGGAUUCUUUUCAAUUGAAAAUUUAGCUAUGCUGCUCCCAAGUAUGCUUGGCAAGGUCGUGAGAACUUUGGAAUGAAAAAUUGGUAUCAUCAAUCCCCCAAAAAAGUGGUUAAACAUGCCAGCUAUCAUUUGAGCGUGUUGAUUUACAUAAUGUACUGUAGAUAUGAUGUUACUUCAUUCACUCAUAUCUACUGUUCCCUUUUACUUGUAGAGGUUUUUUUCCUCUUUUUUUUUUUACCUGAAAUCAAAUUAUGUUGAUUUCUAUGUUAAAUAUUUGUAGAAAAUAUCUGAAAAGCUGAAAUGCAAAUCAGUUUAUUUUGAGUUUUUGAUGGUUUUGAUUUUUUUUAAAGAUGAGAUUUGAUUUUCUUUGCAGGUUUAAAAGUGAUGUGAAGUAAAAAAGAAUGGAUUGGGAAUCUUUGUUAAGUCAAUACAUAGAAUAUCACUCAAAUAAUGCCAAUGAAACCAAGGAGGUGCUUGUGAGGAAUUCUAAAGAAUUCUUGAGCACUUCUAAACCUGGCCACAGAUUUGCACUGGAAGUGGAAUUUUAUGAUGAUGUAGAGAGAAUUGCUCAGAAAUUUGAUAGUGAUGAAGACUUCUUUAAAAUGAUGAAGGCUGGAAUGAACAGCCUUGAGAAAUAUGGAGUGAACUUGUGGAGGUUCCCCUGGCGUAAAGAGUACCACACUGUUAAGGUACCUUGUAUGGAUAUAAAUGAUUUUCAAUGAAUUUUUUCCUCUUUGGCAGUGAUGAUGAGUGUUAACUUUUUUCUUUAAAAAUAGCAUAUCACUUCUAGAGUUCAGUCUGUGAUUGAAUAGUCUCUCAUGGUAGUAAAUGGGUUAGAGACAACAGAAGAUUUGUGAAAGUCUGUUUUGUUUCCCAUUGAUAAAGUAGCGUUUGAGCAACGCGAGUUUGCCCUUUGAGAUGUGUAUUUCAGGCGGCUCUUAGAGGUUGUGGGAAAUAUCAGAUCAAAAGGAAAAUUAAAAAGUUCAUUAGUGAAUAUCAAAGGUGAAAAGUCAGAUUCAGAAAUCAUUAUGUACAAUUUUCAUUACCUGACAUCUCACUUUGCAGAUUCACCCAGUAAUUAAGUCAGUUGUGAUUGGUCAAUUUUGUUCAGUUGGUAAUGAGUCAAGGGGCUGUGUUAUGUUUACUAGUUAUGCUGAUGUCCUGACUAACUUUUCACUUUGGAAUUAACUUCCAAUGGCCACUCUCGGCCUCUGUGCGUUGAGGUUUUCGGUGAGCUUUACAAAUUUUUCAUUUCUUCUCCAACAGCUUUACACUGCAUUUUUUAAGAAUAUUGAAAAACAACUGAAAGACAAGGAAUUCAUUUUUUCUGUGUUGAAGUUUCUUGGCUACACAGAAAGAGAUGAACACAAAGUGUAUAUGAAAGAUUCUGGGAGAAGAAAUCCCAUAUGGAAGUCCUUCAACCUCUUUUUACUUCAGGUGGAGUUGCAAAUAAUGGAGGAAAUUCAAAGUCAAAACUCAAGCAGAAAUAUUCCAUUGAAGGAAAUUGUUAAAGCAAGAUCGAAAAAGCGUACCAUAGAGGAAGCUAUUCGUUAUGUAGACCGAAAAUCUUCCAGUAAACAGCCAGAACUUGACGAACGGCAGGGAGAUGAUGCAUCAUCUUACAAGUUCAUCAGGGGGACAUCCAGUGAUAACAUCAAAGCCAGAGCCAGGCUUCCAGGUGAAUUAGCGUCAGGGGACCAAACCACCACCAGCAGCUAUAGCGGAUCUUCAGCCAACCUCUCUGUUCUAUCAAAAGCAACAGACAGUGGUGCUGCGAAUGCUAGUAAUCGUUCAAAUGAGCCUACAUUCCGCAACGGAUACGUUCGUACUGCUCAACUACCACAUCACAAAUUAUCACUAGGCGGUGUUGACUCGGUACGGAUUACAGACAACGCUUUGUACGGUGUAAAUCCUGAAGAAAGCCUACCUGAGCACGCAAGUGCAUACAACAGGGAGGUGCGCGACCAGAAUAGUUCUCGAUAUGAUGAUGCCAGCAGGAGUGCCACGUUCAGAGAAAAGACUGGUAAUAGCCAACAUGUUACAACGCCUUCAACAGGUCGCCCACAGUACCCUGCUAACACAAAAGGAGGCCAGCAGCAUGGCGCUCAUUCAAGUCACUACACUUUCAAUCAGCUUGGUUCACCACACUCUCCUCGUCUCACUAACGGCCAUAAUAAUGGCCAUUCGUUCAAUAGUUCAGCCGAAGCUGGCGCAAGUGUUCAUGACAUAAACACCAGCAGGUAUGUGAACCUCAGAUAUAACGCUGGUUCUGACUGUCAAAACAUUGGAUGCAGUGGAUCAGAUAAAUCUUUGCCCACGAAAGAGGGUGAGAGACGCUUUGAAGACAGGUUACCGAUAAUUCAGCAAACUCUCAUCUCUCGCUCCGCACAGGGUUUGGUUGGGAUGGAGGGUGACACGCAUGUGAGAUCUUCAAAUCAUUUGCCAAGUAGCGACGAGCCAUCUAACGUUGGUAAAGCUGCAAAAGCUCCUCAGCAGCAGAAAAACAUGUCCAGUGGACACAGGAGGCAGGAGCAUAUUCCUAGUGCGGAGGAAGCCGGUAAAUCACGACAAGCACACAGAUCGCAAGUUGAUAUUGAAAAUCCCGUUGCGUCUACAGGUGUCUACAAUGUCAGCUCUGGUGCAACUGAGGGGAGGAAUCAUUUACCAGAGAAACCCCCGUCAUCUGUAAAGAGCAGAACGAGCAGGGAUUCGACUCGAAAAGAGGAUGGUACAGCUUAUCAUUCCCCUCUUUUCCAGGUUCAAAAUCUUACUCAAGGUUCCGUGAAAGGUUCUCAAACUGGAGCUGUAUCAGUUGCUCAAACAACAUCGUCUCACGAGGCUCGUGUAGUUGAGCAAGGCAAACAUUUUGGAAACAACGUAUGUGAACAUUGCUUGCUACCCGCAUCAUGCAUUUGCCGUUUUUGUUAUCAAUUAGUCUGUGGAAAGUGUAAGGAAGUCUAUUCUGUGGAUGUUUGCGCAGUUACUAAAGGAGAGCAUGAAUUUGCGAACCUCAAGGCCUCUGAAGGAAAGGGUGAACAAGGCAUUGGAAUGAGUGGAGAAGAAUGGUCCUGUCUUCGUUGCACGUACGUAAAUCCUGCAGAGAACAAAAUCUGUGCCAUGUGUUCCACGACGCGUGGACUUAGUGCUGUGGAGCUGUCAAAGCCGGGCACUAGAGUUUGUAAUUGGUGUACAUCACACAACCAAGAGAACGCUAAGAUUUGUUACGUUUGUUCACGUUCUCUAGACUUGAAUUGCCUUGAGACGGUAAUAUGAGGCUCCUCUUUGGUGAUGAGUUUGCUUAAGUUACUACUCUGUUAAUGAGUAGGAGGGCUAAGAAACUGAAAACUGCUUGAACCCUUUACACCCUAACAUCAGUAUGCAUAUUCUCCGUACUGUUUUCUAUACAUUUUCUGAGGUGCUGACAAGGAGAAUUUGUCUAACAAUUAAGAGCUUCUUAAGUUUAGUUGUUUCCCUUAUUCUCAUGACCUGAAUGCUUUAUUCAGGGCUGAUGUUGUAAGGAGAAAUUAGAUGUUAGUCACUCUUAGGGGUUAAAGGGGUAAAUGAGUGAAAAACUCUAAUGCUUUCUAUUGAGCGAAGGAUGACAGCGAUUACAGUAUAUGGUCAACUUCCGUAACUGAGUCGUUCGACACCAAAAGUACUUAAAAUACUGGAUAUUUUAGUUAUCUUUUGUAGAGGGUUUGAACUAGUUUCAUACUAUGAAGGAGUGCGAAGAAAAAUGUGCAGACUGUAUUCAGGCGAGACCGAUGGUCUGAAGGACUGAGUUUCAUUCAGGUCAUACUUUCAUUCACAGUUGUUCCGUGGGUUAUCACGCAACGUUUCCUGCCUCCAACCGAACAACGUUCCAUUUCCAUCACUCUUUGGGUUAAUCGAGAAGACCAAUUACAAACCAGAAAAGUAAAAAUUACUUUGCGCGGUAAUGUUGAUCUGGCAUACACAUUACUGAUAAUACGAUCGGUUUAUUUUCCAUAUGAAAACCUCGCUUCGAUUUCAGCCCCCUCGCUGAGAGGUGACUGUGUGUGAUACUUACGGACUCCGUCGUGAACUCUGAUAUUUUCAACGCACAUUUUACAUUAGACCUUAAUUUUCACAACAGCAAACUCCAGCAUUUUUUACGAUUACUUAUUGAUAGCUGUCAUUAAAAUGACUUUUGGUCUUAAAUAAGCACCUCAUAGGUUUCGAGUUGCUGUACUAGUUCAGUGCUUAACUUUUUGUUUCGUAAUAUAACAGAGCUAAGUUUAGUCAUUGUGAGGGGAGAUGGGUUGCCUUAACCUGUAUAAACGACUACUCGAGAGGAUUAAGAGAGACUUUUUUCUUUCGCACAGACCUUUGAAGUAACUGUGGCUUCUUCACUUCAAAGGCAAACCCACAAACUAGAGUCAUCCCGUCGUGAUCGGUGUAAAGAAUGAUUGAACUAGAGAGAUUUUUAAAUCACGUUCAUCGUACAGCCUAGGAAUUAAAUGUAUAAUUACGUCAAUAACAAAAUGCUUAAAUGAUUGUUCAUGUCCAAACUGUCCGAUUACAAACAUUUUUUAUUGGACUUAAAUACUUUUCGCCAUCAGCCAUUAAAACUCAGGCGAAAUGCUUCAGGCGGAGAGGUCCACAUUUUCAACAAACAUGUAUCAAUAAGAGGCGUACGUGCUCUUGUUACAUUUUUCAUCCGCGAGUCUCACGUGUUGUUACUUACAGAACUAAUUGCGGGUGAAAAUGAGUUCUAAAAGCUGGGUCGAUCCGCCUGAGUCUUAGAGACUCGGUGUACGUUGAUUUGAACUUGAAGAUAGAAUUUCAAAAACGUUCAAAAGUGGCAGAAAAAGAGAAGUUGGUGAGAAUGUAAACAUUUGAGGGUAUAUUUUAGCGAGUAGGCAAAGAAAAGCACUCAUCAACUGGUUCAAACAUUGGAUUUUUUAAUUAAAGAACUCACAGAGAUUCAAAAUAGACCGGAUUGUUUACUCAGCCAAUCAACAGGCUGUAUUAUGGUGCCAACUGACAUUGCCAUCUAUGAAACAAAGAUAAAACUCUACAGCAUACGUAUCAUUGCAAAACAACCCAGUUCUAAAUAGGUGUACCCCGUAUCUUUUAACUCCUUGGUUUCUUUACCACCAGCAAGAAGCAACAAUUGUAGAAUUUUCAUGUUAUGUGGCAGUAUUAUUAUAGGAUCCAUUUGAAGUCAGGACAACAAGACCUGCUUUUGACCGAAAAGGAAAUACUGCUCAUUUAACAUAGUUCAUUAUUAAUAAGGACAAAUUAUUCGCUAACAAAUAUACAAAAUUACCGCCAAGGGAACGAAUUACAAAGCACAAACAAUCUCCGAUAAAUCUUCGGCGACGGAAGGUGAUGCUUUCUCAUAGAGGACACCUGUCUCAUUAUCAACUUAGAAACUCAGAUAGCACUCAGCUAUACGCCCCCUACAAUCACUGAUUAUUUGGUAUACUUUGGAGCUCGUACCUCUUAUGGCACUAUUUGUGAGAAGAAUCUACAACUGAUCAUUCGUGGAAAUCAGGAGAGAAAAAGAUCAAAACAAUGUUUGGGUGAUCGGCUAGUUAAUGUGCCAUUUAAGUUUACUGCAAGUCAUGAAAUCACGCGGAAUUUGCAAACGACAAUGAAACGCGUU